AUGUGGGCUGGAGGGGAGGUGCGCUGGCCGCGGGAUGCUUACGGUCAACCGAACCCAUUACGAGUGGGUCAGCAAGUGACCGAGACGCCGCGCGUACUCAGCGCAGAGGUGAAGGUCAUUAAGAGGACCGGAGAGAACAAGAUUGCUGUGGGAGUUGAGAAAGAGUUUACCAGCAAACACGGCGUCUCGAUCGUGGACAAAAGGAAUUGGGUGUUUCGUGAAGCCCUGCCUACUCCAUCAGCCUCGUCGACCCCUAAGUCGUCGCCUCUAGCCCCCAGUUCGUCUCAUCUAUCAACCCCGACGCAUGCCUUAUUGGCCAUCGUCAGCGAGGGCAAUACGCAUACGCGCACCCUCGUCCAAACCCCCGUCACCCUCUUCCGCUUCUCCGCGCUCACCUUCAACGCACACAAGAUCCACUACUCCCUACCCUGGGCACGGGAUGUCGAGAAUCAUCAGGAUACUGUGGUUCAGGGCUAG
Messenger RNA from Penicillium waksmanii, 477 nucleotides. RefSeq lists its product as uncharacterized. Gene Ontology annotation, cellular component: mitochondrion. Bases 1 to 477 code for a protein of 158 amino acids. Lineage: Eukaryota; Fungi; Ascomycota; Eurotiomycetes; Eurotiales; Aspergillaceae. The transcript has 2 exons. The record is from RefSeq and is a predicted model, not a curated record. Gene Ontology annotation, molecular function: (3R)-hydroxyacyl-[acyl-carrier-protein] dehydratase activity.